AUGUUUAUUUCUUCAAAAAUAUCAGAUGAACACACUGAAAAAAAUAAGUCGCCGUCGUUGAUGCAGAUGCGUACAGUUUCACCGACAUCAUGCGAAAGUUCAUAUAUUGGGAACUGUAUGGAUGAAAAUAGGUCGCCUUUGGUGCAGCUGCAUACAGUAUCGCCGAUAACGAUACCGAGCAACGAUAAAUCAUUGAUAAUAGAAGAAGAAUGUGAAGAUUCUAUGAGUGAAACCCAUAAGGGCGAUCUAAAUCCCACAAAAAAUGGCAAACCAGUUAUUGACGUUUAUGUUGACGGUGUUUGGUGUACUCGCUCCUAUGGAAACAACUAUAGGGCUCUAUCAGGAGUUGCUGCAAUAGUUGGAAGAAGAUCCGGUGAGGUUCUCUGUAUCGGCGUAAAAAACAAAUAUUGCUUAAUAUGCGCAAGAGCUGAAAAAAAGAAAGAAACUCCAAAGCAACAUGUAUGUUAUAAAAAUUAUGAGGGCUCGUCAUCUGGCAUGGAGGCUGCUAUAAUUUGUGAGGGGUUCAUGAAAUCUGUUGAAAUGUAUGGUCUAAUUUAUGAGAACGUAAUAGGAGAUGGGGUUUCCGGUCGGUAG
This is a messenger RNA of Arctia plantaginis, 594 nucleotides long. The record is from the annotation of a GenBank genome assembly. Lineage: Eukaryota; Metazoa; Arthropoda; Insecta; Lepidoptera; Erebidae.